Molecule: messenger RNA, 3588 nt
Organism: Saccharomycopsis crataegensis
Lineage: Eukaryota; Fungi; Ascomycota; Saccharomycetes; Ascoideales; Saccharomycopsidaceae
Product: heavy metal translocating P-type ATPase
Exons: 1
Coding region: 1-3588 (1195 amino acids)
Biological process (GO): monoatomic cation transport; copper ion homeostasis
Cellular component (GO): membrane
Molecular function (GO): P-type divalent copper transporter activity; copper ion binding; nucleotide binding
Source: RefSeq, a predicted model, not a curated record
AUGAAUCAAACCAAAACGGCACUGGAUAGUGGUGCUCGUUACACAUCUUUGCCAGCCAAUAAUCAUGGUGCUACAACACCCAAGAACCCCGACAUUGGUAAUAUUAAUAAUGUCAAAACAACCAUCAAUAUCGACGGUAUGACGUGCUCAAGCUGUACAAACGCAAUAACCAACGCAGUGGUCAAAAAUUUGGACGGUAUAAACUCCUUAAACAUAUCUCUCAUGACAAAUCAAGCGGUUAUUAGCCAUGACCGAACCAAAACAUCCCCGAAAUUGAUCAUUGAUACCAUUGAGGAUUGCGGUUUCGACGCAACUCUUGUAUCUUCAAUAAGUGAUAUCCCAGACAAUCUGAAAGAGGUCAAUACCAAUCAUUAUCAUAACCAUCAAAGUUCCUGUAUUAUAUCGAAAUUCUCGGUCCAAGGAAUGACUUGUUCGGCAUGCACGGAUUCCAUAACCAACGCUAUAAGUCAGUUGGAAGGAAUUCAAGAUAUCAACAUCUCUUUAUUAACUAAUGAAGCAAUUAUCAAACAUGUAUCAGCCGUAACAUAUUCAGAGAUUGUGAAUGUCAUUGAAGAUUGUGGGUUCGAUGCUCGUUUUAUUGAAUCAGACACUGUAGGCACCACCACUCUGAACCCCAUAAUUUCCAAAAUUGCCGUCCAAGGAAUGACCUGUUCAGCGUGUACUGAUUCGAUCACCAAUGCCAUAAAUCAAUUAAAGGGUAUCCAGCACAUUAACAUCUCUUUGCUAACCAAUGAAGCCAAUAUUAUACAUUUGCCGUCGCUCUCGAAUUCUGAAAUUAUAAAUACCAUUGAAGAUUGCGGUUUUGACGCUUCAUUGAUCUCAUCUCUUCCAACUGAGAGAUCUUCUUCUUCAACCGCAACCCCUCUUGAGAAAGUGGUACUUCAAUAUUUUGGCGAUCUUUCUGAAAAUAUCGUCAAGUCUCUAGAAACAAGUUUUCCGGGAAUAUCUUCAAUUUCUCUUGAUGAAACUUCAACCACCUUGAUUAUUAAUUAUAAUCCAUCUAUCUCAGGAAUCCGUUCCAUAGUUGACUUCCUAAAAUCUCAACAAAUUGAUACUCUAGUCCUCAAUUCCACCAGUCAGACUACCCAAUCACAGCUUUCUCUACUUUCAAAGCAUAAAGAGGCUCUUCACUGGCGCUAUUGUUUCUUUUUGUCUCUUGUGUUAGGGCUCCCGGUGUUUCUUAUGGGCCAUCAAAUUCCUCAAAUAUUGUCACAUUUAUCGCAGUCUUCUUUAUCACACUUAUCGUGGCUUGAUUUCCAACUAUUGUUGCCUGGUUUGUAUUUUUGGGAUGUGAUGAGUCUUCUUUUGAGUGGAUAUUUACAAUGUAAAGUCGGCUUACAUUUUUACAAGACAGGUUGGAGAAAUUUAAGAUAUGGAGGAGCAGCAACUAUGGAUGUUCUUGUGGCCACUUCUAUCGGAGUAUCGUUUUGGUUUUCUAUAUAUUCAAUGAUUGUCAAUGUGAUCUCGCAGCCUACCAGUGAUUCUCCAAAUCACUCUGCACACCACCCGAUGCUUUUAUUUGAUACCGCUGCAAUGUUGUUAAUCUUUAUCACCCUUGGAAAAUGGUUAGAGAGUAAAGCCAAAGGGAAAACUACUUCGGCGCUAUCCGAAUUGAUGAAAUUGGUUCCGUACUCUUGUGAUGUAAUUGUUGAACCACAGCAAUUUAUGGGUUCUUUAGAGUUAUCAAAGCAGAACCAGGACUCUUCUUUUGAUCCAUCAAAUUUCUCAAUUCAGUCUAUAUCAGUUGAUUUGCUACAAUUGAAUGAUAUUGUUUAUGUUGCUCCGUCUUCUAAAAUUCCGGUGGAUGGAAUUCUUGUCUGCGGAACAUCAGAAGUCGAUGAAUCACUUUUGACCGGUGAAUCAUUACCGGUUCCAAAAACCGUUGGGUCCCAUCUCAUUGCCGGUUCUAUAAACUUAUCAUCACCAAUCUUUGUCCGCACAACGAAAGUCGGAUCGCAGACUACUAUUGCCCAAAUCAUAAAGUUGGUAAGGGAUGCACAAUUCUCACAUGCUCCAAUUCAACAGUUCUCUGAUAGAGUGGCCCUGGUGUUCGUUCCUCUGAUUUUGACAUUAGCAUUGUUGACCUUUGGUUGGUGGUACAUUGCGAUCUCAUGUCAUUUUAUAGACAGUGAUUCAUGGUACUAUUCAAUGAUAUUCAACGAUGAUUCCAAGUCCCAUUUCUUUAGCGUGUUAAAAGUAUCAAUUUCCGUGGUAGUUAUUGCCUGUCCUUGUGCUCUUGGGUUGGCGGCGCCAACUGCAGUUAUGGCAGGAACUGGAAGAGGAACCAGCUUAGGUGUCGUAGUGAAAGGCGGUGAAGUCUUUGAAAAAAUGACUAGUGUUGAUGCGGUAGUUUUUGACAAAACCGGAACUUUGACCACCGGAAAAAUGGGAUUGAUAGAAAGUAGCUUGAUUAUGGCAGAUAUUCCAGAGUUGUCUACACCACUAAAUGAAAUUUUAAUUUGGAAAAUGAUCAAGUUAGCAGAAGAUGGAGUCUCACAUCCUAUUUCUAGAGCAUUGGUGGGUGAAGCCAGUAAAAAACUUGAAUCAUUGAUUACCAAUAAUCUAGGGAGUAACGAGAACGUUGAAUGUCUUAAUGUUGAAAAUAUUGUUGGCCAAGGGAUCAUUGCCACCUUGAACUUUGGUGAUCGGAUCAUGGAAUUUAGAAUCGGAAACCGGAAAUUAGUAAAUAUUCCCGAAGCAGAUGGUUCUUCUGUGGCUUCUACUGGAACAAAGAUUCACAUUUCUUUGUCUGCCAGCUAUUUGGGGCACCUUGUUCUCUCUGACAGGCUCAAACCUGAUGCCCGGGCCACCGUUGCUGCACUUCACCAACAGCAGAUCCAAGUGUAUAUCAUCAGCGGUGAUUCACAUGAUAUCACCAGGAAAAUUGCCGAUGAGUUAGGAGUCGACUCGCUGCGAGUCUUUGCAGAAGUGAGUCCGGAGGGCAAAAAGGAAAUUGUUGAGCAGUUGAGAAAUCAAUUCAAGUAUGAUAAUAACCAAGAGCAGGGCUUGUCAAUAGAAGAAGAUAUUGAAAUGGGAAUUGUUGGAAACUCAACUAAUGAUGAUAAUGAAAUUUCCAGAGAUGAAUUGAACAUUGAUGGUUUCAAGCUCAGAAACGUUGGGCGCUCAACAACGGUAUUUGGUCGCUUAUUCCGCUUUGUUAAUCGCAAAAUCCUGUCAUCAUCCGCUUCUACUAGUAAUUCCGACAGCGCCGCUUCGGUUCUCUUUAUCGGAGACGGUAUCAAUGAUGCUGCUGCCAUUAGUGCCGCUGAUAUUGGUGUGUCAUUCACAGGCUCAACUGAUAUUGCUGCUCUGAGUGCGUCCGUCCUUUUGCUUAAUGAUACAUCACUCCAUCCAUUGCUUGUAUCAUUACAAUUGGCAAAGACAACAUUUUCAACAAUCAAGUUGAAUUUCAUCUUGGCGAGUAUUUAUAAUUUGUGCAUGGUGCCUUUGGCGAUCAUGGGGGUCAUGAAUCCGUUUUUGGCUGCUGCUGCAAUGAGCAUGAGCAGUGUUUGUGUAGUAGGCAAUUCUUUGAGAUUGAAUCACUGGAAGCCAAAUGAAUUGCUGUGA